Messenger RNA from Amoebophrya sp. A120, 6272 nucleotides. NCBI's taxonomy places the organism in Eukaryota, Dinophyceae, Syndiniales, Amoebophryaceae. The record is from the annotation of a GenBank genome assembly.
UCCAGAAGUGAGGUUUCAAGGAUGCGACGCCGCGUGUGAAGUUGAAGCACCGAGCCGACGAAUCCUUUUUGCCUCUCGUCAGGGGACAGCACAGAGUCAUUUUGUACUAGUAUCGCGUACUAAACGCUGAUUGAACUACAAGCAGCUAUGCCCUCUAAUAUGGCCGAAAUGGACGAGCGUCUUCGCGAUUCCGUGCGCGACCCGGCGGUGGACAAGUGGUUCAAGGCCAGGAAAGAGGAGCACUACAACACAUAUGGAUUGCAAAUAUGUCUGGGUCUGGAAGAAUGCAACUUGUGAUGCUGAAUUUGGAUUCCAAAAAAAUCUGCAUUGCCUGAGCAGCAAAGGGAAUGCAAUUUUUGCUACGCGGAGACGGCAUUUGUCAUGCGGAAUAGGCAUCGCGGAGCCCUCAAAAAAUCUGUGAUGCUAGGGCAUGCAUCACAGACAUCAUGGCCAAUGCAAAACAUGCAUGACAAGUCUCAGAAUCUUCCAGACCCAGACAUUUUUACAUUUGACAACACAACCGGCCAGGCAAUUCAGACCAUUGAGGGCGACCUGAAAAAAUUGCAGUUGAAGGGAAUGAGUACAGUUUUUGACAUUUUUACUGGAUCCUCGUUCGGUUUGCUGUGAUAGGGGAAUCAAAAUUGUGCGGGAAAGUCACAAAAUAGGAUAAUUCAUGCCCUGUCAUCAUGAACAGUACGUCCACACUGAGAAACCCUUGUACUAAAAUCAUCAAGAACGGCACCCAAAAACGUCCACUAGGUCCAGUGGAGGGUGGUCUGUCCGAGGGUCUCGAUUCCCCGCGGAAAGCGGCAAUGCGGCUGAUGCAGGCGACGGACAUCGGUGAAGGACCGAUGUUCCAGGGACCCCCGGCGCCGCAGCCCCCGCAGCAGAGGGGCGUGUUGGUACAGGUAUCAAAGGCAAAAAUGUCUGGGUCUGGAAGAUUCCGAGAUUUGUCAUGCUAGUCUGGCAUGAUUCUGAACUCUGUAUUGCGUGGCCGCGAAGAGCUCCUCUUGCCUGUCAUGCAAAAACGCAGUUUCUCAUGCGGAGACGGAGUACGCAACUCAGAUUCAGAACCACGGCAAAACUUGUCAUGCUGGGCAGCGCAUUACAGUGUUUUCACUAUUCCCUUCCUUGCAUCACAAGUUUCCAGACCCAGAAAUUUUUGCAGUUGAUAACAGGAUUCCGAAGACAAGUACGUAACUGCGGUGGGUGGCGACGGCGCGUCGCAGGAGUACGUGAAGUGCUACAAGGGCGAGCAACGAGUGAGCUGUGCGGUCUCCGAUGAGGCGGCGGGGGGACGGAAAGUUUGCUCCUCUGGAGUGGGAGGUAUAAGAACACGGUUUUGUGCACGUUCGAUUGUAUUAAAUCUGCUCGUUUAACUUUAAAAGGAGCCGCUCUAGUUUGAGCUAACGUGUAUUGAAGAGGAUCAACAUGAUUGACCACCUUAGCUGUCCGGAUCUGCUUGUAGUGUAUCUUCUUGUGCGCCGGCGACCGCUUUCGGAUGAAGAUCUGAUGUGAGGCUAGAAAAGAGAGAUCUGAUGCUGCGAUCCAUUCUUCUCUUCGCGCCCACGCAGCUCCUUACAUGGAAGAGGUGCAGUGGGUCUUUUGAGGUGAAGGUCCGUGUGCAAGAUUGUCACGCUACUGCAUCGGGAAGGUUCUUCCGAUUGGAGGCACAUGCAAUUGCGAUGUCUGAUAAUUAAGUACUGACAUUAUUCAGUUAAUUCUUUGCCGUGCGGCCAGAUAAUACACUACUACUUGAGCAGGCCGCAAAGUUCCGAGAAGGAUCAGGUCCUUACCGCUUACAAAUUUUGUCCACACACGCAUCACAUCAACUUUCCACAUCGCAUGUGGAGCAAGAAGAGCAUCUAGAACAAAACACUAUGCGGUCAACAUGACGAUUGAACAAUUGUUCUCCACAACAGAAGCUGCGGUCGUCGUCGCGUGCGGUGCCACCGCGACAGCUGACAUGAUAACGCCGUUGGCUUCGUCUACCACGACGUCUAGCGCAGCGGCGCUGCAAGGACAAGGAGAAAAAGAAGGCGUCGCGGAAAAUAAAAAGGAUGACAAAUCUACUACUGCGCCCGCUCUCGCCUUGCGAGAUGACAAGCCGGGACAUGACCAGUUUGAUCAAAUGGACUUGAUGGAGCGAACGCUGGAGCACCAGGAAGUCUUUUCCCCUGUGGUUUCUAGAGACGAGGAUAUGAAGCUAGAGGUGGAAGUAGAAGCAAGAUGUGUGGCUGUGGACCAACAAGAACCGACUGAAAAAUCAAAGUCUGCAUCUGCUGCUCCACCAACCGCUAGUAAAAACGUAGAGGACACCAUAGCCUUGUCCUCCGACGAGCCAAGAAGUUGCAGUAGUACCACCUCGACGACAGCGACCUCGGUCGUUUCAAGCGAGCAGAUCGCCGCGUUGCCAACAUUGGGUAGUUCAACAGUGGAACAAAAUAGUGGUACACCGUCUGUACUAGAGGAAGGGAACGAAACCACUGCACCUCCUGAGUCCGAAAUUGCAGUAGAAUCGGCACCAGCCUCAACCGACGAGGCAAAAAUCAAACGCGAAGAGGGAGGAUCGCAGCGAGGCCUCGUGAAAGCCAUUUCCGCAGAUGAUGAUUUGAAGAUGAAAAACGAGAACGAACCGAGCAGGAGCACAAACCUGACGGCAUCGCUGAACAGUCCAAGAUGCGCUACCGGGGAGACCGCAGCUGUGAAUUCGCCAGAAUCCACGACUUCGCAGGUCAACAGCUCCUCUGGCGAAAUGUCGCAAACGAUCGAGCCAGAGGAUAACUUGGUUGCAGCACCAAAAACCGAGAAGCCAAGCGUCACGGUGGAAAAAGCAGAUGAAAAUAAAACGAGUUUACUGUCUACUCCUGAAGACGCUCCUGCAGCUACCGAAGUCGCGAGAGAGACAGAUACUGCUCCGAAGAAAACAACUUCUCCUUCUUCGGUACUGUCGGAAAUGAACAAACCGUCAGACGUUGCCCCGGUUGUACUAUCGUCAACUUCUACUUCGGUGAGCUCCUCCUCCGCUUCACCGGAGCAAAGAACGAAACUCCCCGUGUCUACUAGCAUCACGUCUGCACCAACAGCAACAUCAUCUACCGGCUCCCCAGACGUGACCAGGACAGACAGUUCGAGUUUCACCACGAAUCACGAUGCAAAUGGCUGUGGCAGCAGCAAACCUCCUUCCGUGAUGGAUACGACGUCCAAAACGACCGUAGCACCCUCUAGCCCCGCGACGAGCGCGUCGGUGGCCUCCAGUCCGGAAGUCCCAUCGUCCUCAGAGAAGAGGGUCGUGGCGGAAUUAGCAAGCGGCACGGAAUACGUGGGGGAGCGGAAUGGUUCAGGAGAAGUGAAAUCUUCCACGACCCCCGACGUGAAGGUUGAGCGUGCUUCGCUAGUACCAGCCGCCACUGCAACGAAUGCACCGAGCGCCGCGAAAGCAGCUGGUACAACCACAUUUGUAAAAACAAGUGCAACUGGCGUGCCCACUCCGACAAAACCGUCCACCGGUUCCUCGCCGGUGCCGAGCAGUUCACAGAAGGCGACGCCAUCGAGUUGCAACACGCAGGUCACCAGCACCAGUGCCGUUGAGAGAGCUAAACCAAGUACAAGCUCGAGUGUUGUGACGACUGCCGCUGCCGCUGUUGCUAGUACGGUCGUUGGUGCAGCGAAGCCGGCGGGCGGCAGGGUCGUGGGGUUGAACCGCACUGCUGGGAGUAACGCUGCUGCCGCACAACCCGCUGGACCAAAAGCGGCUGGUAAGAAAAUGGUUUCUGUGAUUUCGUUCUGCCUGGUCAUAAUCAAUGAUAGAUAGAUCUGGAUGAUCAUCACGGUCGAAUUAUGGUACGGAAAUGUACUGAGCUUUUUAUGGACAAACUGUUGAUUGAUUGAUUGUUACCAGAAAGUUAGAGUUAACCGAAUAUAAACGAAUCAAUUUGCAGCCCCACCAGGAGUGCCCGCGUCGGCCGCAACAGGGACGGGAGCACAGCUUGCUCCAAAGCGGGUUGGCCUCGCGACCCGCACCGUAAAGAAGAUGGAGCCUGUAUCCUGAGUAAAAACGUCCCCACACCAGAGUUGUAAUGCAGAUUUGCAAAGACAGGAAGACUUGUAAUGCGCAUCCCCAUGAGAGCCAUUUCCAAUCGUGUUUUGGGAUUUGUGAUGCUGUGAACAGGAUGAGCAGAUGAGUCUGUGACGCGGCUGCACUUGCUAACCUGCACUACACUGCAUAGUGCAACUUGUCAUGCGUGACUCACAAAACUCCUAGGUUUGUGUUGCAAAAUCCCCAUCCUGACUCUGGUGUGGGGAUGUUUUUACACAGGAUAGCCUGCUUCCGGAGGGGGCGGCGGCCUCGGGUUGACCGACAGUCCCCAGCAAGGAAAGCCAGCCGCUCCUGCCUGUACGAAGCCCGGGUGCUGCGGAGGACCUUCGAACGGCUGCGGACCAACUGCUGCCAGCAACUCCUCCUCCUCUUCCUCUACCGAGCUCGCCACCCGGCCCCCACUGAAACCGUGCGACGGCAUGAAGCGCGCUCCGGGGUCGGGACUCAUGCCGCGCAGCUGCGGGCAGGGAGGCUGCACGAAAUGCGGAAUCCAUGCGCCGGCCCGGGGUUUGCGGUCGGCCUGCGAACACGACGGGUUUGGCCAGCUGCAUUUGCCGAAGGAUGAGAAGGCGCUCACGGAGGAAAAUUUACCGGAAAAGCUGGAUCGGAAACCGCACGACGAAAAAUUGGGGCUGAAGUACCUAUCUAUCAUGAUGCUGUUUUCAAAAUGAAAAUGCGGAAAAACUGUCAGAAGUUGUGUUGCGUUCUCCCCCUUCAUAGUAUGAUUUGCAGCUGCAGUACAACUAGAAGCAGAUGAAGUUGUGUGCAAAUCGAAACCAAGUUCCAUAAAAAUUUUCUUUGCAGAACCACGGUGGCGAAUCCGCAAGCUCUGCUGGAUGAGAAACGCGACAUGCCGUCGUUUGACCCUAAGUACGCAGAGCAGUACAUGCUGUAUGCGCAGCAGUACGGGGCCUAUUCCCAGCAAUUUGCGAUCUUUGCGCAGUACUUAAUUUUCUGGUUGUGAGGUUUUUUUGUUUUUGACCGAGGAUUUCUGUUUGGUGAAAAAAUGCUUUCAACAAGCCAUGAACAUGAUGGGUUGUUGACGAGACGGUAAUGCAAUCAUCCCAAACUACCAAGGUAUUGUGCACAGCAAGGCGCGGUCACCGCCGCUAAGGCACAGUACGAGGAGGCCAAGAAGCGGCAGCAAGAGGAACUGAAGAAAGUGCAGAAAAAAGCCGCUAAGAAGGGCAAGCCGAUUCCUCCGGAUCCGACCGCACCGAAGCCCAUGAUGAUCACGCCGUACCGGCACAACUGGCUGUUGUCCGGCAACUCGCAGGCCCAGCCCACCACCUGGUGGGAGCACCUGAAACAAGAAGCGGGGAGGCUGUUCGACCCGCGAAGCUGCAGUAUCAAUCCCUUCGGGUAAGUGGAAAUAAAGAACUGUUUUCAGUGCAAUUGUUGGCACCGGAAAAUAAAUCGAACCUGUGAAUAAAUUUGAAACUUUGGUUGAAUUAUGGUAGUUCUAGUUGUUAUUCAGCGCGAGUAGUGCGAGUAGGAAUUUUUUCAUCGAAUGCAAAUUCGAUUAUGUGACGAGCUUGAUUUUGAUGUUUCUGACAGAAAGGUGUCAAUUAGUGAUGACGACUGUUGUUCUUCUUGUUAAUACCGUUAUUAUUAUGCGAUAGAGUCGUUCGUUUUGCUUUUGUGCCGUCUGUGUACAAGCGUUAUGCCUGACAGUAAGUCAAGCGACCGCGACUGCAAGUGAGAUGGCAGGCAAAAAUCACAACUUUUCACUGAACUUCUCAUGAGCUACUCAGUACUAACUUUCCAAGAAACUUCUACUACUUCUUGCCCAGUGAGCUGCUUUUGAUAUUUUCGCAGAAAUACCCGAUUCAUAAAAGAAUUAGUGUUGGCAUCGUGAAUACACCAAAAUUGAAGAUAUGAAGAAGCUAUGGUAUGCUUGUAUCGUGUCUAGACACUGUCGCUUUUCUGUUGGUUGAGAAAAUUUUCUUGAGUUUUGUCCAAUCAAUGCAGACUCUGAAAUAAAUAUUUGCCGAUUUUCAAAAAACUGAACUAUUCUAUUCGUUACUAGGUGUGCCUUAAUGGGCGGAAUUGAGCUACUCAAAUUGUGAGCCUUUGACGCGAACUUUUUUUUCUGCUUAGGAAAAACAAGACGUCAGUUUCUUGCUGAACUUUCUCACUUUUACUUUCCAAUAGAAGUACUAGACUUCUAGAU